AACAGAUGUUUGUGAAACUGAUCAUCUAUUGACCAAAUGGCUGGUUUGCUUCAACAUCUCUGUUUAACAAUAUUUGUCCAAAAAUCUGCUUUAUUUACAAAUUCUAACGAAUUCCAGAAUUUGAUGCAUUAUUGUUAGACAUAUACACGCGCGUCGGAGGCGAUAGAUUAUCUUCUGGGUUCAGCGGCAGCAUAGUUACGUGAUUCACCCAUCGUCUGCUACCGUCCAAAAAUUUCGAAGAGUGAAACAACAAAGAAUUUCAUCUUUGACUCAAUCUUCCUGGAAACAAUGGAGACUGAUCCUCAAAAAGAAAACGUGAUAAUGACGGGAGGGUCAUUCACAGCCAGCGAUGACACAGACUCUGUUGUAACCUCUCAACCGCGCAGGACUUCGCGCAUGGAAACCGGAAAUAGGGCGAAAGCUAUAACGGCGGGUAGAACAACUUUUGAUGACGCACAUUGUGAAAGAGACUGGGCCAGUGGACUUUGUCAAUGUAAAAGUGAUGAUAGGCGACAUUGUUGCUGUUAUUUCUGCUGUUGGCCAUACUUGAAAUACUUAACAGCAACACGUCUUGGAGAAACCCCUUUUAUGGCUCUGAUUCCGUGCGCGGUGUUUGCUCUUCGUAUUAAAGUUAGAACGCUGUUUGGAAUUAAGGGAUCAUUGAUAAAAGACUUUUGUACUACCUUGUGUUGUGAGCCAUGUGCUGUAUGUCAAAUGAGCAAAGAACUAGACAGCAUAGGGCUGUGAUAUUGAGACUGUACUGUACAUCAAUAACACAUUUAUCAUUUCCAUUGACUAUAUAUGUUUCAGAUUUUCACAUUUCAAGUCCAUUUUCAGAGAUCAGAAUCUGAAUUUAUGAAUAUUCAUAUAUAUUUUUUGGACCCUGUCGUACUCGAUGUGCCGUUAACUAACUUCAGAAUCUUAAUCGUUUGAUUAUGUUUUGUGAUUGAAAAGUUUGUCACCGACCUUUUUUGAUAUUGACAAAAAUUAUCACAAUUGCUUAUAUGACGGGAAUGAUUCAUUUUUAAAAUAACAACCUUGGUAUACGUAAUUGAUUAAUAAGAGUCAUUAAUGAUUGAUAUGAGUGUAAAUUGUUCUUGAACACGGUAACUGUGUUAUAUGAGUGAUAUGACAGUCUUUGUCAACACAAACUUAAAAUUAUAGAGAAUUGAUCCUGAUUAAAAUGAAUUUUAUUCACUUUUCAUAUACAAAUACAAUGAACUUGAAUUCUC
Molecule: messenger RNA, 1232 nt
Organism: Saccostrea echinata
Lineage: Eukaryota; Metazoa; Mollusca; Bivalvia; Ostreida; Ostreidae
Product: placenta-specific gene 8 protein-like
Exons: 4
Coding region: 289-747 (152 amino acids)
Source: RefSeq, a predicted model, not a curated record